Danio rerio (zebrafish) is the source of this 2083-nucleotide messenger RNA. It is a transcript of the gene barhl1a, whose product is annotated as BarH like homeobox 1a. NCBI's taxonomy places the organism in Eukaryota, Metazoa, Chordata, Actinopteri, Cypriniformes, Danionidae. The record is from RefSeq and is marked validated. Gene Ontology annotation, biological process: regulation of DNA-templated transcription. Gene Ontology annotation, cellular component: nucleus. Gene Ontology annotation, molecular function: DNA binding; DNA-binding transcription factor activity, RNA polymerase II-specific.
GUCAUUUUCAGGUCGCGGAGAUCACUGCCUGUGUUUAUACUCCGUUACACGGGUUUAGUCCUCGCAGACCUGGACUAGAACUUUACACAUCAGCAUCGGCUUAGGUCAGAGGAUUUGGGGCUUGGUACGGGUUGCAGUCGAGUCUCUAGAAAGCCAGAUAAGUUUUCAAGUUAACGACUAGUUCUCCGCUGAGAGCUGACCGUGAGGGUGAGCAGAUAGAUGUACCUGUCCUUGGUGCUGAAACUGACCCGCGCGUUCACGUUUCGCUUUUGAGGAACUCUACGAGCACAUUCAACAAAGCAGCUAGAUCAAUCAGAAAUAAAGGACUCGUGACUUGUUUUCUGGGAAAGGAUUAAACUGUUUUAUUUUUUUUUUUAUCGAAAAUGAUCAGAAGUUUAACGUUUUAAUUCGGCAGUUUCUUCUAGCUGCAUUCCCAAAACCAGUGUCAUAAAGGACAAAUGCACAUUUGAUAUUGAUUUGACUCGCGAUGGAGGUAUCAAACGGCUCGAGCUUUGGGAUCGAGUCUAUACUUUCUCACAGAGCCAGCAGCCCGUGCAUGUCUAAGGGGGAGUGCAGGUCUCCGGCGGAGCUGAGCCCGCGCUCGGACCUGGACAGCGGCUGCUCGUCGCCUCCUUCCCCGAGACGGAGCUCAGUGGAGGACGCUGUGCACAGACGCGCUCGAGCCCUCGGACUGGACUCUCCUUUACAAAUAUCCCAGCAGCCGAGAACAGUCACGUCCUCAUUCCUGAUCAGAGACAUUCUGGCGGACUGCAAACCUCUGGCAGCCUGCGCUCCUUAUUCUAGCACUGGACAGUCAGCACAGGAUGCUGAAGACUGCAUGGACAAACUUCACAGCAAUUCUUCCUCGGACAGCGAAUACAGGGUGAAAGACGAAGCUGAUCGGGAAAUCUCCAGCAGUAGAGACAGCCCAAACUCCCGGCUGAAGAAGCCCCGUAAAGCCCGCACCGCGUUCACGGAUCACCAGCUGGCGCAGCUCGAGCGCAGCUUCGAGCGUCAGAAGUACCUGAGUGUGCAGGACAGGAUGGAGCUGGCAGCAUCCCUCAACCUCACUGACACACAGGUCAAAACAUGGUACCAGAACCGCAGAACUAAGUGGAAACGGCAGACCGCGGUGGGACUGGAGCUGCUCGCGGAAGCUGGGAAUUACUCCGCUCUACAGAGAAUGUUCCCUUCACCCUAUUUUUAUCCCCAAAGUUUGGUGUCUAACCUUGAUCCGGGACCAGGCUUGUAUCUCUACAGAGGGCCGUCCGCGCCUCCACCCCCUGUUCAGCGACCUCUGGUCCCCAGAAUCCUCCUGCACGGGCUUCAGGGCGGCGGAGAUCCAGCGUCUCUGUCCGGGGUGAUCCCGCGACACCCGCCGCGAUGAGCUGAUCUGACCCGACCCGACAGCCGCUCCAACCUCAGGAAUCACAGGGUUGCGCUUGGACGAUACCCUUGUAAAAUCUAAACGCGCAAUAAUAGACUUUCCAAAUGACUCUGACCAAAAGGCGAAUGCUAUAACUAUUUAUUAAAAAUCAACGUGUGGAGGAAGUGAUCAGAAAACAGUCGGAUAAGGGUUCCAUCACCUCAUGAACCUUGUGACUUGUUUUCUGAGACGUUGCUUUUCCCCUAAGAUUGAAUGGCGUGGUUUAUUUGCACAAUAUUAUGACGCAAGCAAACCAAAAUAAAACAUCAACAGAAGACAAUGUCAGAUAUGCAAUAAUGAAACUAUUGUAGUUUUUUUUUUCUACCAAACGAAAAAUUCAUUUACUAACUAAAAGGUAAAUAAAUAUAUCAACAACAACAGGCUACAGAUAAUAACCAUAAUUGUAGCAAAUGUAGGCUAAUUUGUGACCAAUUUAUUGUGAUGAAGACCGUACAGCUGAAAACCUGUUUUACGCAAAUCCAGGAGUUUUCCUAUAAUGAAAUAACACGUUGCAGCGAAAACAUAAUCACUGCAACCUGUUCAACGAUUUAAAGCGUAUUGUGGAAAUAUUGUGUUGUGGUUAUUAUGGGUUGUUUACAGCCCGGUUUAACAGACGCCAAAAUACUUUUUUAAAUAAAGACUAUCGUGACAUCCAAA